AUGGAAAAAUUAUCAAUAUCGCAAACAGCCUUGCCAAUCAACAACAGUGGUUCUACUUCUGCUGCUCCAAAGAGACGAAGAAACACCGCACCUGCUGGAUUUUACUCCGCUACUCAUUCAAUUUUUCCCACUCAUCAACAAGAGGAACCGAAAACAAGGAAAAGUCGAUUUCAAAAGCGUUUACGUAAACCUCCUUCAUUUGAAACUUACCUUCGUCUUCGUGAAGAUCAGUGUGAUAAAAAUAACAAUCAAAAUAAUCAUGUUCUAAGUAAAAUUGAUGACAACAAAGGGCCAGACAAAUAUUCAAUUAAUUCAUCUUUUUCGUCAAGGACUAUAAAUGCUACUAAUUCUAUACGUAGAGCAUCUUAUGCCUCAGGAACACGAUCCACUAGAUUAGAGGAUAUUAAAGAUGAUGAGCCAAGUCAUCUUGGAGAAUGGGAUUUAUUUGAGGAUGAAACUGAAGAAGAGGAACAAUUAUCGAUACCAUCAUCAGACUCAUCAGCAUCGUAG
Ambispora gerdemannii is the source of this 510-nucleotide messenger RNA. The record is from the annotation of a GenBank genome assembly. Lineage: Eukaryota; Fungi; Glomeromycota; Glomeromycetes; Archaeosporales; Ambisporaceae.